AUGUCCCUUUCCAGCAGCCUCGUACGGUCGCCGUCCUAUAUACUGAGCUCGGGCUCGAGAUCGAGUAGGGCCGCCGCCUGGAGGACGACCGCUCUGCCCUAUUUUGCCUCGGCCGGCCCGGUGAUAACUUCCAUUCCUUCCACUACUACUUCCAAGUCGCUCACGACAUUACCCACUACUUCUUCGUCUGCGCAGCCGCCAGUGCCGCUCACUCAAAAAGACCUUGCGCCGAUAUGGUUCGAUUCGACCAAUCCACUCCGCGACCGGCCUCAGGGCCUGGAUCCCAAGAAUCCGGAGAAUGAGCGCAAGGUCAAGCUAGGAAAGACUCUGCGCAUUCUGCAAAAGCGCCUCCCAACGGUCCUGCAGACGCCACUGCCGCAGGAGAUUCUCUCGCCCAACAUCUCCCUCCACCUCUUCCCCUCCACCCACCCUUACCUGCCGACGGUGUCGGGCCGCGUAGCCUACACGGCGGCCGUGUGGACGUCGCCGAUUGCGUGGAACAGGGUGCCCAUAAUCGGCAACCUCAAGAUUGAGAUCCUCUCGGAGCGCAUGACGACGCAGCCGCUGCACUUUUCGCCGCAGCGCACGGGCGCCUACCCGGAGCAGCUCGUGGUAAAGUGGCGGACGGCGUCGUCGUCGUCGUCAUCGACGGACCAAAAGGACAAUCCCAGCUUGACGGAGCAAGGGGAGCAAAAGCUCGACGAGACCCUUAGCGGCGCCCGGCGGCGCGGCUCCAAGCGCGAGUUUACCGGCCUCUUCAUCUUUGAGUUUGAUCGCGAGGGCAAGAUUAUCAGCCACACCAUUGAGCAUGUUGACCAGAGCGGCGAGUGGGACAAGGGCGUCGGCGCAAAGGUGGUCCAUCUGACGGAUUGGCUUCUGGGCGAGCUUAGGGGACGACAGCCACAAGGGACUUGCCCAAUGUUUCAAAUUACCGAGGAUCACGACAGGAAAAGGCGUAGGUAG
This is a messenger RNA of Pestalotiopsis fici W106-1, 963 nucleotides long. RefSeq lists its product as uncharacterized. The transcript has 2 exons. The coding region runs from base 1 to 963 and encodes 320 amino acids. NCBI's taxonomy places the organism in Eukaryota, Fungi, Ascomycota, Sordariomycetes, Amphisphaeriales, Sporocadaceae. The record is from RefSeq and is a predicted model, not a curated record.